AUGAAAAAUGUGCGGCUGAUGGCACCGUUUGCUAUGCAUUGUAGUGAGUGUCAGCACUUUAUAUACAAAGGCACCAAGUUUAAUGCUCGCAAGCGGAUCACCGACGAAUCGUACCUGGACAUCGCAGUGAUCAGUUUCACAAUUCGAUGUCCGCGGUGUGCCAACGAAAUAGUCUUUAAAACGGACCCCAAAACUAGCGACUAUAUAGUAGUCAGCGGUGGUGCCCGAAAUCUCGAACCUUGGCGGCAAAAGGAGCUAGAGGACGAAACAGUGGAGGAGCGUCUGGCCAGACUGCACGAAGAGGCCAAGUCCAAGCCGAAGGACGCUCUCGAAGAAUUGGAGAAAUCCACAAAUCAAUCAAAGCUGGAGUCUCAGCGAGACCGAGAGUUGCUGGUCGCCAAGAAGAAGGCAGAUAUGGUUCAGGCUGCAGCGGCAAGGGCUGCGCUUGGUCCGGCACAAUCAGAUCUCAAAACUGUAGAUUUGAAACGCGCCCGCCCGGUGCCUGUUCUUGCGACAACCAUGAAAAAGAAGAAAAAGUCUCUUGGGAUUGUCAAAAAAUAA
Molecule: messenger RNA, 561 nt
Organism: Wickerhamiella sorbophila
Lineage: Eukaryota; Fungi; Ascomycota; Dipodascomycetes; Dipodascales; Trichomonascaceae
Product: Pre-mRNA-splicing factor cwf16
Exons: 1
Coding region: 1-561 (186 amino acids)
Biological process (GO): mRNA splicing, via spliceosome
Cellular component (GO): U2-type catalytic step 1 spliceosome
Source: RefSeq, a predicted model, not a curated record